AUGCCAGACGAUUCAAAACAUAAACAAGCAGAUUUGAUACCUUUCAAUGAUAAUAUACCACAAAUGGACAAUUGUUCUUCUUCUCAAACCAACAAACAAAUUGAACUUGCUCAAAAUGUUUCGUACUCUACAUUAAUUGAUAGAUGCCAUGAUUAUCCAUCAGACCCAUAUUUAUUUAUUGAUACUGUGUUAACACCUCAAAUAAUCAGAACUCUUGUUGAAAUAGGGCCUUGUCAACCUGGUUUUAAUAGUAAUAAUUAUGUUUUUGAAGAAAAUGAGUGUGGCGAAAAAUGUUCUCCCAACUGGUAUAACAAAAAUGUUAAAUCAGGAAUGAGCUGUAAAAGAAAUUGGUUAGUAUUUUCCCCAAAAGCUAACAAAAUGUUUUGUUUUCCUUGCUUUUUGUUUCGAUCUGUAUCUCAGCAUAGUUAUCAAUGGUCUAAUCCUAAUAGAGGUGUUUCUAAUUUCCGCAAAGGAAAUGAAAAAAUUAUUAAACAUGAAAAAUCCAAGGACCACAGAGAUGCAGAAAAUGAAUAUUUAAUUUUAAAAAGCAGAAUUUUAAAAUACAUUACAAUCCAACAAAAUUUAUUGAAAGUUCAAAAGUCUCAAAUAGAAUUUAAUCGAAGUGUGUUAAAACGAUUAAUUGAUCUAUAUUCCUUUCAACAAAUGGUCUUCCAUUUCAAGGACACAGAGAGGACAUUAAUCAGGAUACACAAAGUAAAGGACUUUUUAUUGAAAUAG
Molecule: messenger RNA, 738 nt
Organism: Metopolophium dirhodum (rose-grain aphid)
Lineage: Eukaryota; Metazoa; Arthropoda; Insecta; Hemiptera; Aphididae
Exons: 2
Coding region: 1-738 (245 amino acids)
Source: RefSeq, a predicted model, not a curated record